Molecule: messenger RNA, 729 nt
Organism: Maudiozyma barnettii
Lineage: Eukaryota; Fungi; Ascomycota; Saccharomycetes; Saccharomycetales; Saccharomycetaceae
Gene: RRG7
Product: Rrg7p
Exons: 1
Coding region: 1-729 (242 amino acids)
Cellular component (GO): mitochondrion
Source: RefSeq, a predicted model, not a curated record
AUGAGAAUAACAUAUUCACAGGUAAGAAAAAUCACUAAUGCAGCUAUUGAACGGUAUAUUUCUCUCAAUAAGCACACGGCCGGUAGUACUGUCUUUCAGGGUACGUUGUAUGAAAAUAUAGCAAUGAGAGAAAUGAGUCAAAAACUUGGCAUGACAAAUCUCGAGAGAAUUGGAGGGGCCCAUGAUGGUGGCGUUGAUAUUACUGGAGAUUGGUCAGUUGUUCCCAUUUAUAAAAAAAUGGAACAGGUUUUAGGACCAUAUCGAGAUAAAAUUCCGAAAAGAUGUACUGUAAAUGGUGCCCGUCUAUCACCGAUUGCAAAUAAAAUUGAAUCAGGAAAUGAGGUCACAUCGCUAAGGGCCUUAGUCCAAUGCAAAGCUUUCACCUCGAGUAAAGUUACCCCCAAAGAAUUGAGGGAAUUGGUAGGGACAUUUGGGUCACUUGUUAAUAAUUCCGAACGUGAUAAGUUUGUUGUCAUUAUGUGUUCACCACAUCUUCUCACUAAGGACGGUUUAAAACUCAUAAAUGGACUUCGCAUUCCAUUGAUAUAUCUUAGGAUAGGAAUGUUGAGGUUAUUGCAAGGCCAAGAAAACUAUGAUUUUGAGAAUUCAGGUAAAUUAAUUAAUUAUUUCGAAAAUGAAUAUGCGAUGCAACUUUUGCAAGGAUGUCGUGUUAAUGAGUGGAUAGACUAUGAUAUUUACAAAAAUGUUGACCCAACUUGUAGCAAAUAA